Molecule: messenger RNA, 2260 nt
Organism: Brachypodium distachyon (stiff brome)
Lineage: Eukaryota; Viridiplantae; Streptophyta; Magnoliopsida; Poales; Poaceae
Exons: 1
Coding region: 188-1954 (588 amino acids)
Molecular function (GO): protein binding
Source: RefSeq, a predicted model, not a curated record
GGGAGAUCGUAGAGGAAGAGGAUUCCUUCCUCUGCUACUGCCAGUGCCAGCCUGCUCCUUUCUUCUCUGUAGCGUUUGUUCCCUUCCUGCCUUUUAUUACUCCAGGCCUGCUGCUAAGCUUGUCAAGCUGCCAAGAUUGUUCCCAACCACUCUACAUCACGGGUCUCAGCUUCUCAGGACUCAGGGGAUGAAUGAUCGUGGCGAUCCAUGUGCUUCUGCCGGAGACGAGACGGCGGAGCAGCUGCUGGCGCGGGUGACGGCGAUGGUGCCGGCGGCGCUGGACGCGGCGAGAGGCGCGGCGGGAUUCCCGGGCCGGUGGAAGGCGAUCGCGGCCAAGCUGGGCGCGCUCCCGGCGCGCCUGUCGGACCUCUCCAGCCACCCUUGCUUCGCCCGCAACGCGCUCUGCCGCGAGCUGGUCCUGUCCGUGGCCGCCACGCUCGCCGAGGCCUCCGCGCUCGCCGAGGCGUCGUGCCGCGGCCCGGGCGCGGGCAAGCUGCGCACGCAGAGCGCCAUGGACGCGCUCGGGUGCAAGCUCGACGCCGCGCUCCGAGACUGCGCGCUGCUCGUCCGGACCGGCGUGCUGUCCGACGCCGCCGCCGCCUUGGUUUCUUCCUCUUCUUCUUCUUCGUCUCCGGCACCGGUGGCGGAUGUGCGGGAGCUUCUGGCGAGGCUGCAGAUCGGGCACUACUGCAAUGGCGAGGCCAAGACCCGGGCCGUGGACGGGCUCCUCGACGCGAUGGACAAGGACGAGAAGAGCGUCGUCUCCGUGCUCGGCCGCGCCCACGCCGCCGCGCUGGUGCAGCUGCUCUCGGCGUCGGCUGCGGCCACGGUGCGGGAGAAGGCCGCCACGGUGGUGUCCCGGCUCGCCGAAUCAUCGGACGGCUGUGGGGCGAUGCUCGUGUCCGAGGGCGCGCUGCCGCCGCUCAUCCGGCUCGCGGGCUCCUCCGCCAUGGGCCGCGAGAAGGCCGCGCUCACUCUGCAGAGGCUCUCCGGGAGCCAUGAGAUCUCCAUCGCCAUCGCCGGCCAUGGCGGCGCCCGCACGCUCCUCGAGAUCUGCCACUGCCACACGGAUGGGGAACACUCGUUACACUCCACCGUGGCCCAGUCCGCGGCUGCCGGCGCGCUCAGGAACCUCUCGGCCGUGCCAGAGCUACGACGGCAGCUAGCCGAGGAUGGCAUCGUCCGCGCCAUGAUCGCCCUGCUCGGCUCUUCCGGCGCCGCACAGCUCGCCAAGGAGCACGCCGCCGACUGCCUGCAGAACCUCACCUCAGACGGCCAUGGCAACGACAGCGACAGCUUCAAACGCGCGGUCGUGUCAUCCGGCGGGGCACGCAGCCUGCUGCUCUACCUCGACGCGCCGCUGCCACACGAGGCCGCGGUGACCGCGCUCCGGAACGUGGCCGGCAUGCUCUCACCACACGCCAUCGUCUCCCUCGGCGUGCUCCCCAGGCUCGCCCACGCGCUCAAGGCCGGCUCCCCCGGCGCGCAGCAAGCAGCCGCGGAUGCCAUCAGCACCAUCAUCGUCUCCGGCGGCGGCAACGGCAACGGGAAAGUCAUCAGCGAGGAGAACAGCCGCGCGAUCGUGCCGCCGCUGGUGCGGAUGCUGGAGGCCAAAUCCGGCGGGGCGCGCGAGGCGGCGGCGCGGGCGCUGGCGGGGCUGGCUUGCUGCUGCGGCCAUGGCGUCCGGGAGCUGAGGAAGGACGAGAAGGGCGUGCCGGCGCUGGUGCAGCUGCUGGACCGGAGCCCGCUCAACGCCGCGGCCAGGGAGCACGCCGUCGCGUGCCUCCUGGCGCUGUCGCCGGCCAAGCGCUGCAGGAGGCUGAUGGUGUCUCACGGCGCCAUUGGGUACCUCAAGCAGAAGCUUCCUGAGGCGGAGGCUGCCGCCGGCGCCGGGAAGCUGCUGGAAAGGCUGGAGGAACGCGGCAAGCUCCGGAGCUUGUUCAGUAGUAACUGAACUUGAAGUACAGUAGCAGUGUUGACACUUGACACGAACCUGAGUACAUGUUAGUUACUCCUUGCCAAAUCUUUUCUUUUUCGUGCCGUAACCCGUACAGAAACCACGUCCUGUUUCACUGUCUGUGAAGCUGUGCAGGUGUUUUAUGUUAGAUUAAUGAGGAUUAAUAAUAUCUCUGUCUGUAAAUGUUGUGAUGGCCUGGGUAUGCCGAUAGCCAUGAGGAGUUUAGGAGCUCCAAAUCUCAUAUUACUGUUCAACAUUUCUGUAAAUCUAAUAAAGAUGGUACUGUUUUUAUUAACGAACAAA